Messenger RNA from Emiliania huxleyi CCMP1516, 2087 nucleotides. RefSeq lists its product as hypothetical. The record is from RefSeq and is a predicted model, not a curated record. Bases 105 to 2087 code for a protein of 660 amino acids. NCBI's taxonomy places the organism in Eukaryota, Haptophyta, Isochrysidales, Noelaerhabdaceae. The transcript has 4 exons.
AAAGGUGGUAUGCUGUUUUCACUGCCUGGCCGCAGUAACCAAGCUGUUUUCACCGCCAGGCCGCAGCGACCAAGCUGAGGAGCACUGACGUGGACUCGACCUCCAUGCAGACAAGUCUCGUGAUCAGCACCAAACACGCUGCAGAGGAGUUUGGCGAGCCGUCGCCCCAGCACGCUCGCAUCGCCAGCAGCUCUGAGUCGGAGGACGACUCGGAGAUCGCGGUUGUCGGACACGCCCGCCUCGAGGACGAUGACGAUGACGCCUACCUCCCGUCCGUGCAAACGGCAGCCCGAGUGGCCCGAGCGCGCUCCGCCUCGUCGAGCCUCAAAGCGUUUGCCGUCAAGCAAAGGAUGGCGCGAGUUAGGGCCGACCGCGCUCGCCUCGUGCUGCCGCCCGCUGCCGCAGCCGAUCCCAAGCUGCCCCUCCGGCUCCGCGUGUGGGCGAAGCGCUGGUGCGGCCUCGCGCGGCCAGGCGAGUCCGUGGUGGUGCAGCAGCACUGGCUCAACUCUGCCGUCGCUCAGAUUGAGGCGGAGAGCCCGCCUCGGUCGAGAGCGAUGACGCCUCGCGCCGAGGCGCCGAGGACGGGCGCCGUAGACCGGCUCCGGCGCCUCCUCCCUCUGCUGUUCGCGGCGCUCGCGGGCUGUAUGGCCCUCGCGGGCGUCUACCAGGCCGUCAGGCGGACGCGCCGCGACGGCGGCGUCGGCGCCGCUGAGGCGAGGCGAUUCGCAGCGCUCGCCGCCGCCGCUUCCGGCGCGCCGCCGUCGCUGCCAGCCCCACCGCUCUCGCCGCCGCUCUCGCCGCCGCAGCCGCCCAGGCCACCGCUGCCGCCGACGCCACCUCUGCCUCCGGCCCCUCCGCGCCCGCCGACGCAGCCACCGCCGCCGCCUCGGCCGCCUCCGCCCCGCCCGCCGCAACCGCCGCCGCGACCGCCGCCGCCGCCGCCGCCGCCGCCGCCGCCGCCGCCGCUGCUGCCACCGCCUAGACUGCCACCGCCGCUCCCGCCGCCGCCGCCGCCAGAGCCACCACCCCCGCAGCCUCCGCCGCCGCCCUCGCCGCCUCCGCCCUCUCCCUCUCCCUCCCCGCCGCCGCGGCCACACCCGCCACCGCCGCCGCCUCGCCCCCCGCCUUCACCGCUGCCACCGCCGCCGCCACCGCGCCCGCCGCCUCGCCCCCCGCCUUCGCCUUCGCCGCCGCCGCCGCCACGGCCGCCCCAGCCGCCCUUGCCGCCGCCGCCGCCGCCAGCUCCUCCGCCGCCUCCCGCGCCGCGCAUCGCCCGCGCGAUCGGGACGGGCUACUGCCGAGAGGCGGGCGACGUCCCUAACUCGUUCGACACGGCGCAAUCCUGCGAGGCCCAGGCCGCUUGCUUUGCGCGCUGCCGCGCCGCCGACGUCUGCGUCGCCUUCGCCUGGGCUGCGGACCCGCUCAGCCCGCACGGAGGCUGUCGCGACGCGGGCCUGCCGCGCUGCGUCCUCUACAGAACGACGGCGCUCCAGCGCGCCGGGGCGACGGACGCCGCGGCGAGAGCCUACACGUGCUUCGCCAUGCAGCAGCCAAAGCCCACGCCGCGCUCCCAGCCGCCCGUGCUGCGGCCGCCGCCGCCGCCGCCGCCCCCGCCCCCGUUCGGGCUGAUCGCCCUGGGGCUGCUACUGUGGACAGACGCCACCUUCAAGCUGCGCAAGGGCGCGCUGACGGUGGACGGCUCCUUCAUCACCGAGGUGCACGUUGUGGCCGAGACGGGGCGGAAAGGCAAGGAGGGAGAGCUCGUGCACGCUACAUUCUGGGCGAACGAGCUCAACGACUUCAACACCGGCUUCAACAUGCUCACCGGCUUCUGUGGCAAGCUGGCCUUCUUCCUCGGCCCAAUGAGGUCCUUCUCGUGCGGCAACAUGAUCAUCCAGACGCCGGAGUGGCAGUCGACGGUGCGCGGUAACUACGUGUACGACCACCUGGCCGGCCCGACGCACCGCCUCGACGUCUCGUUGCGCACGGUCGGCAGCAUGAUGCUUGCGCCCGGGCAGACUCAUGGCUCCCGAUGUGGCAUCGCGUACGGGGCCACUUGGUGCGACCCAAAUUCGGCCUGGGGAUAG